CUUUCCGGUUUAGUUCUUGGGGCUAGAAGCCGUUGUUUCGGUUUUUAUUAUUUUUAAUCGCCUCUAAUCCAUCAAUAUGAAGAUCUAUAAGGAUAUUAUUACAGGUGACGAGAUGUUCUCAGACACAUACAAAGUCAAGCUGGUUGACGAAGUAAUCUAUGAAGUCACCGGUAAAUUAGUGUCGAGAAAGCAGGAUGAUAUUAGAAUUGAAGGUUUCAAUCCUUCUGCUGAAGAGGCUGAUGAAGGAACUGACACUGCAGUAGAGAGUGGUGUGGACAUUGUACUCAACCAUAGGCUAGUGGAAACAUACGCCUUUGGUGACAAAAAAUCGUACACAUUAUACCUAAAAGACUACAUGAAAAAAUUAGUAGCAAAAUUGGAGGAGAAGGCACCUGAUCAAGUAGAAGUAUUUAAGACUAACAUGAACAAAGUAAUGAAAGACAUCUUAGGAAGGUUUAAGGAACUCCAGUUCUUCACUGGUGAAUCUAUGGACUGUGAUGGCAUGGUCGCCAUGAUGGAGUACAGAGAUGUUGAUGGUGGUCAAAUACCAAUCAUGAUGUUCUUCAAACACGGCCUUGAGGAGGAGAAGUUCUAAGUGUACAGCUUAAGUGAAUAAUCUCAUAUUCAAAUUACUGGCGCCUAAUCCACAAUUUUUUUAUUUAUUUAUAAAAUCAUGUCUGCAUCGGCUGGAACCGGCUAUUCCCAUUACAAGGCUGAACAUUUUUGUAAUGUUAACACGACAUAAAUAAAUGAACAAUUAC
This is a messenger RNA of Diatraea saccharalis (sugarcane borer), 761 nucleotides long. NCBI's taxonomy places the organism in Eukaryota, Metazoa, Arthropoda, Insecta, Lepidoptera, Crambidae. The record is from the annotation of a GenBank genome assembly.